AUGCCCCUACCUAACCGCACCUUGACCGCACCUCCACCUGCCUUAACCACACCUCCACCCGCCCUUAACCGCACCUCACCUCCACCUGCCUGCAGUCUCUGUUUUUUCUCCUCAAGCAUCUUCUCUGUUGCAUUUGCUAGCACUGCUCCCUCUCACUGCUCCCUCUCACUGCUCCCUCUCACUGCUCCCUCUCACUGCUCCCUCUCACUGCUCCCUCUCACUGCUCCCUCCCUCACUGUUCCCUCUGACCUGAAUAUUAUCGCCACUCCAUCUGCACAGAUUCUUCGUUUUUACGCUGCCAUGGUGUUGUUCUAUAUCUACGUGAUCAUGGCGGGCGGCAAUCCCCCCCCUGGUUUUUCCCCCCUCCACGCCUUCACCUCCCCUCUUCGACCCCUCCCUCGUUUUUCCUUGUCUCCCCCACAGCGCUGCCAUGGUGGUGUUCUAUAUCUAUGUGAUCCUGGCGGGCGGCAAUCCCCCCCCUAA
Molecule: messenger RNA, 483 nt
Organism: Closterium sp. Naga37s-1
Lineage: Eukaryota; Viridiplantae; Streptophyta; Zygnematophyceae; Desmidiales; Closteriaceae
Source: the annotation of a GenBank genome assembly